GCGCCGGGCCCGCCCCCGCCGCGCGGGCCAUGGGGGGCGUGGCCGGGCGCUCGCUGGCCGUGGUGGAGCUGCCGCCAUUUUGGUAUCGCCGCCUGGGGCCGGAGCGCGGCCCGCGGGAUGCGGAGCGGAGGAGCCUGACGCAGCGGCGGCGGCGGCGGCUUCUUCGGCGCUGAGGAGAUGGAUUCCGGAGCCCGCCCGGGUGGCGGCGGCGCCCCGGGGCAGUCCCGCGAGUACAAGCUGGUGAUGCUGGGCGCCGGCGGCGUCGGCAAGAGCGCUAUGACCAUGCAGUUCAUCAGUCACCGGUUUCCAGAGGAUCAUGAUCCCACAAUUGAGGAUGCUUAUAAAAUACGAAUACGCAUUGACGAUGAACCUGCCAAUCUGGAUAUCUUGGACACAGCAGGACAGGCAGAGUUUACGGCCAUGAGAGACCAGUACAUGAGGGCUGGCGAGGGAUUUAUCAUCUGUUAUUCAAUCACAGACCGGCGCAGUUUCCAUGAAGUGCGUGAGUUCAAACAGCUGAUCUACCGUGUUCGGCGCACCGAUGACACUCCCGUGGUCCUGGUGGGAAAUAAAUCUGAUCUGACACAGCUACGGCAGGUCUCCAAAGAGGAAGGCUCUGCUUUAGCACGAGAAUUCAACUGCCCUUUUUUUGAAACUUCAGCUGCAUAUCGUUAUUAUAUUGAUGAUGUAUUUCAUGCUCUUGUGCGAGAAAUCCGCAGGAAAGAGAAAGAAGCAGUAAUGGCAAUGGAAAGGAAAUCAAAACCUAAAAGCAGUGUGUGGAAAAGACUGAAGUCACCGUUCAGAAGGAAGAAGGAUUCAGUCACUUGAGCAGAGAGAAUUCCUCUGCAAAAUAAAAAAAACAAACCUGUGAACAGCCAUUUGUAACCAAAGCGGUAUAGUAACAACAUUUUGGCAGCGUGUUUUAAACCUGGUGGGACUUUUAAGGGAAUGCUUAACUUUCACCAGUUAUUUUUGUUUAGAAUGAUAUUCCCUUAGUUUUGGAUAUUUAACUUAAGACACAGUAACAGUUGCACUUAACGUUGUCAUUUUUUUUACUGGAUCCAGCAAAUGUUGCUUGCAUGUCAUUGGUUACAAAUGCUGAUAGGUUUAUGUCCCUGCACUUUUCCGUAUUUGUUUUUGGUCACUGCGUACUGGAAGCUGAAUUGUGUAAAAUAUUGCUGAAGUUCUAUCCAACCUAACUUAAUUAAUUUUUUUUUCCUAGUUGUUUGCACAAGAAAAUGUUGCUGCUCUCUGGAACAGUAACCCACAUCACGAGAGGUGGCUUGUCGAAGUCACGCUGAAGAGUAGUUUACAAAGUGCGUGUCAUGACUCCGCAGCCUUGGCUGCGUACAGAUGUCGUUGGAGGGAGCUGUGUUAGAGUUCUUGUGUUCUCAUCGAAUAGAUUCUUUCCAGCAACAGUCACAUGGAAUACUUGUACAAGUUUAUCUAAAUUAUCAGUUAAUCAGCAGUGUUGUAGGUGGGAUUCUAAAUAAGUCAGAAAAAGCAAAUUAUGGUUCCUAUGGCAGCUGUAACUUGGCAACGGUGCACGAAUAUGUAGCAUUUUCCUACUGUAUAUAGCAUUUACUGUGUUGCCACAGCAUGUGUAAUGCAAUGAUGCUGUAGAAGCUACAGCUUUGAAUUUUCUGACUUGCUUCUUAAAAAUCAUGGCCGUAAUGAUGCUCUGGCUUAUUUAUUUACAUUCAGUUUUAUGUUCUUGUCUCAAAGGAGCCAGUAUCUUUGUGAAGUAGAAGUCUCUAACAUAGUAAUUUCAAAUUAUCCUAUGAUAACUACUUUGUAGAGAAAAUGACUGAUGCUGAGUUGUCUGAGCCCAGAGGGAAUAUCCCCAGUACUGGUAGGAUUCUUCCAAGGUAGUCUUAGAAGCAGAAUUGCCGGUGCAGAGGAAGGAAGCAAGGAGCUGGGCACAGCGACAGUCCUGACAGAUACUCACAUCCCUGACCCGACCUGCGCAGGCGGGCCAGGCGGCGCAGGUACAGGUUUUCUUACGCUCAGUAAAGAAGGAUUUGGUUAAGAAAGUGCUGCUGAGGCAGGCUCUCCAUCCAUAGAGAUAUUCUCUGCUUUCGAGCUGAUUUACGUAUAUAUAGCAGUUAGAGAAUUUAAAUCCAGCAGAGAGACAGAUGCCUGGUGUUCCUCUUGAUUUUGUUUUUUAAUAAUAGAACAAAUCAUAGUUAGGCAACUCAGACAUGGCUAAAACAAGUUUCUCUGAGAACUAAGUGCCUAGAAUCUUUCAUUUUAAGAGUGAAAGAGCUUAAUAGACUAAAUGUAUACCUUCGGUUAUUCUUCGAUCAUCUGUGCCAGUAACGGUUAAUCUUACUGAUCAAAAAUCAGAUCUGUAACGUCAGUCUUAGUGUGCUGCAUGCGAUAGUGCAGUCAAAAUGGAAAAUGCCUAUGUAAAAGGAUUAGUACAAGAAGCGAGGAUAGGAAAUAUAUAGACUUAAGCUAUUUCUUCUUGCUAAACUCCUUAUUGCUUAAGAUACGACUGGAAAUUCUGUGCCUGUUGGUUUUAAGAGUAUUUUCUUUGUGUAAGAUUUAGAAAAAACUUAUAACGAGAAAUUUGGAGGGGGGUUACAUUUUUUAUUUUGUUUGUAGCUGAGCUAAAAUGUUUAAAUCUGUUUCUGUUUCUCACUUCCUUCAGUGCUCCAGUGUUACACUACACUGGUAAUAAUCACAUGUAGGUUGUUUGAAAAAGGCUGAGAAUAAUUCAGAUUGUUCAGAAUUUAAGACCUCUUUUAUGUUAACUGUGUGAGCAGUCGAGUGCGUUCUUUCAGUAUUUACUGGUUUAGGACUGAAAGUCCUCCGAGUCGUUCAUGUUUGUAUUAAAUGCUGUCUAUACCGCAGAUGAAAACCAUCUAGCAGAAAAUUUGAGGAGAAGGAGGGGGCGAUGGUUCAGAAGUUGCUCUAAAAGCAGUCGCUGGUUCUGUCAUCGUAAAAGUUAUUUCAGACCAGCCAUGGGAGCGCUGAGCAGGGCCCUGAGAUGACGACAAGUUUUUCCUGUGCUUUUCCUUGAUGCAGUAAGUUAACAUCAAGCGUUCAUCAGCUUCCUGCAUUCAAAUUUUCCAGAUAAUAUGUAAAUGUAACCUGUCAGCAGUACUAAAAGCUGUAUGGGACUGUUCCCACCUUUAAAUAACUGAUGUCUGUGCCUUACCUGAUUCCUUCAAUGCCACUGAAGUGUUUACUAAUGCCUUUUGUGAGCCUGUUGCUUGUAGAAUUACUACAUCAGAACAGCAGCAAGCACUUUUUUUACACAGUGUUAUUCAAAAAGAGUUUUAUUUUUGUCAUGUAUAAAUUUGUACACAGAAUUAUUGUUUUAUUUGACACAAUAUAUAAUUUUUAAUACAAAUGUUUGCAUUUGAUGUUUUAAUCUCUGGUGCCUAGCAUGUUGGGUAGACGGCUGUUCAGCCUGAGAGUGAUGAAGAAGGAAAGCUCAUGGGGUGUUUAAAUUAUUUUGGAAAAUGCUUAUCUUGCUCAAAAAAAAAAAAAAAAGGAGUUGAGAUGUUAUGUUUAAGUGGUGCAGAACCUAAAAAUUCUGUGAUGCGAGUCUGGUGCUAAAUCAGUGCUAAAUUGUUUAAAUACAGUCUGGACAUUUUGCAACUGCAUUGCUUCACCUUUGUGUGCUCUGUGUAAGGCGUUUUACUUUCCGAGGGCAAUAGCAGCUGCGUGGGGUCAGUGUUGAAAUCUUUGCCCAGAUACUGGGGUAUUGGGGCUCCAGCCAGAGUAACCCCACUGCCUUUGCCACUGCCUCGGUCUCUCUAGGCGCUGCUUGUUUGCAUUUUAUUAUUUUGUACUAGUAGAAAGCAGCUGGGUUUAGGCUCCUUUGUGGCUUUGGUGUAGUUGUUGUGUCUUCCCUUAUAGUAUUUAUACUGUAGUCAGAUUUGCAAUAUAACUCUCACUUCGUGACUUAACGAAGGGCUUCUGGCGUCCAUGUGUUGGGUUAGAGAGGAUGUCUCCCUGUAGCAUUGUGUGGAUGGAAGAGGCACAGAAUGUUUUAGCUUCUCCUGCCCACAGCAGAAAUGUCUCCUUGUGCACUCACCAGGUGUUUGGAGACAACUUCGCCAACAACCCUCUCUUGUCUCUCGGCGUUCACAGCCAUGACUCAGCUAUGCGUUUUUCUACUCCGGAGAGACGUUAAAUGGUUGUGGCAAGAAGGUCCCUCGUUGGUUACAAACUGUAUGUGUUCUGCUGUCUCAAGCGAGGAGUCGGCAGAGAAUCCUUGCCCUGGUUGACAGGCUGAUGGGUGUCACCCACUUCAGUUCCCGUGAGAAAGCCUCUUGGACUAGAAUUUUGGACUAAACACAAGAUUCCUAAAAGGAAUCCCUGACAUUUCUGUUCAACAGAUUGUCCAGUUGACAGCUGUGAAUCACAUGGUGGCAUGCAGAUGUUCUUGUGGUUCUGGACAGGCUGGAGAGUUGGGCGGAGAGGAACCUAAUGAAAUUCAACAAGGGCAAGCGCAGGGUGCUGCACCUGGGGAGGAAUAACCCCCCGCAGCGGGACAGGUUGGGGGUGACCUGCUGGAGAGCAGCUCUGUGGAAAGAGACCUGGGAGUCCUGGGGGACAACAGGAUGCCCAUGAGCCAGCAAUGGGCCCUGGUGGCCAAGAAGGCCAAUGGCAUUCUGAGGGGCAUCAAGAAGAGUGUGGCCAGCAGGUGGAGGGAGGUCAUCCUCCCCCUCUGCUCUGCCCUGAGGAGGCCACAGCUGGAGCACUGUGUCCAGUUCUGGGCUCCCUGGUUCAAGAAGGACAAGGAACUGCUGGGAAGGGUCCAGCAGAGGCUACAAAGAUGCUCGGGGGACUGCAGUAUCUCUCUGCUGAGGAAAGGCUGAGAGACCUGGGUCUGUUUGGCCUGGAGAAGAGAAGACUGAGAGUGGGUCAAUAUCUAAAGGACAGGGGGCGAGAGGAUGGGGCCGGGCUCUUCUCAGUGGUGCCCGGGGACAGGGCAAGGGGCAACGGGCACAAACUGGAACAUGGGAAAUUCCAUCUCAACAUGAGGAAAGACUUCUUUCCUGUGAGGGUGGCAGAGCCCUGGCACAGGCUGCCCGGAGAGGCUGUGGGGUCUCCUGCUCUGGGGAUAUUCUGAACCCGCCUGGAGGCGACCCUGCGCGACCUGCUCUGGGUGACCCUGCUCUGGCAGGGGGUGGGACGAGGUGACCUCCAGAGGUCCCUUCCAGCCCCGGCCAGGCGGGGAUGCUGUGAUUCUUCCUUGAUUGUUCGCAGGCUGGCUACAAAUAUGUUGAACAACACUGGUCCUUACUGCGUGUUCUCUGGUUACUCAUCUGCUGGGAAUGGUGUCACCUUGCUCACGCUCCUUUUGGUUUUUAUCCUUUUUCAGAGUUGAUGACGUUCCUUCUUAUUCCAGGAUGGCUUUGCUUAAAAGAGUCACAGGUGAGACACAAAAUACCUAAAUACAGUUCACCAGCCACCUCACCCCCUCCCUACUUAAUCCUUCAAUAUACAGAGAGUAAAGAUCUGAAACGCAGUUCCCUUUUUCUCGCGCGGUGCUGUCCUUGUGCUGUUGCUGGUGUUAUUUACUAUGGAUUGGGCCGGUUUAUCCAAAGUCGGCAUGUUCGAGUGGGUUCAGUGGCAGGUUCUCCAAUAAUUUUGCUGUGUGUCUGUUGUGCUCUCUCCAUAAGGACAGGAAACACCAUUUGGGCCAAAAGAAAAGGCGAUUCUUGCAUCUUUUUUGUUUACGUGGCUUGCAAAUGUAGACCGAAACAAAUUACUCUGCAGAUACUCAUACUGAAAAUUCCUAAGUAUGUAAGACCUAGAGAUGAAUUAGGGGUAAACCUCUAAUUAUCUCGCUAAAAGCGGGUGACUAAGAGCGUAGUUUUUAGACUUCUCCCUAUAAAUCCAGAAGCUGUCCAGCCCUUCACUGGUGACCCCUUUCCUAAAGGGCAGGAACAAAUCUGUGGCACGAAAGAAUUCCUACCGCUGCAUUCUUACCAUUCCUUCUCCAACAUGAUUGUUGCACGAUGUGCCCACAAACAGCAAAUCCCAUCACCAGGAAUGAAGAAAUCUCAGCUAAGAAGGGUCUGACACUGUCAUAGUCAGCCAGUCUGCGUGGUUGAGCGGAGUUUGUUGUUUACUGUGGACUAAGGAAAUCUUUCCUAUACAACUGAU
Molecule: messenger RNA, 6129 nt
Organism: Chroicocephalus ridibundus (black-headed gull)
Lineage: Eukaryota; Metazoa; Chordata; Aves; Charadriiformes; Laridae
Gene: RIT1
Product: Ras like without CAAX 1
Exons: 6
Coding region: 178-828 (216 amino acids)
Biological process (GO): Ras protein signal transduction
Cellular component (GO): plasma membrane
Molecular function (GO): GTP binding; GTPase activity; GDP binding
Source: RefSeq, a predicted model, not a curated record